Molecule: messenger RNA, 3419 nt
Organism: Musa acuminata AAA Group (dessert banana)
Lineage: Eukaryota; Viridiplantae; Streptophyta; Magnoliopsida; Zingiberales; Musaceae
Product: transcription factor LHW
Exons: 10
Coding region: 208-3000 (930 amino acids)
Biological process (GO): regulation of DNA-templated transcription
Molecular function (GO): protein dimerization activity; DNA-binding transcription factor activity
Source: RefSeq, a predicted model, not a curated record
CUUCUUCUCUCUCUCAACGUGCGCUUUUCGCGCUCUGAGAAGGUGCUCUCAAAGCUCUUUGAGGGGCGGUGGGCUGCAGGUGGGGUGGGCCUCUUGGCGCCGCAGCUAGGUCGUUCUUGAUAACCGGAGAUCUCUUUUGGUUGUUUGGAUUCGGCGGCAAAGUUGGGUGUUUUUGGUCGAUCGAGUGCGCUGGUUGGGGUUCUCACUAUGGGGCUGCCGCCGAGAGAGGCGCUGAGGCGACUCUGCCUUGAGUUUGGGUGGUCGUACGCCGUUUUCUGGAGGGCCGUCGGUUUCGGAAGUCGGAUGCAUUUGAUCUGGGAUGACAGAUAUUAUGAAGAGAAACUGGGUAUGUCAAGGUUGAAUGUUUCAGAUUUGCUACUAAAGGAACAGGCUGUGGCUAAAAAUAACAAGAAGCAUGAUUUUUUGGAGCUAAGUUGUCAAGCAGAUGAUGCAAUAGGUGUCCUGGUUGAUAAGAUUAUGGCAUCACAGGUUCAUGUUGUUGGAGACGGGUUAAUUGGACAGGCAGCUUCAAUGGGAAAACAUCAGUGGAUCAGUAAAGAUUCCCUUGAUAAAUUUGGUUCAAAACCAGAGGGCUUUGUUGAGAUAAACUGCCAGAUUUUGGCAGGCGUGCAGACAGUUGUCGUUGUUCCGGUGCUUCCAUUUGGGGUGAUACAACUAGGUUCUACCGAAAUGGUUCUGGAAAACAUUGCAUUCGUUAAUCAUGUAAAAGGUUUAUUUUUGAAGUUAAAUUGUGGAUUAGGAUCUCUUCCAUCUGAUACCACUCAGAAAACUUUAAAGGAAAAACGUUCAAUAUAUUCAUCAUCUGGCUUGGUUUUAGGUGACAAGUCUACAAAUGCUUGUACUAAUGCAGACAACAUAUUGUGUGUUACUGAUGAUGGAUGCAGCCCUGAGCUGGUGAGAUCCCCAGCUCCACAAUCUAUUGCUGAAUCCUUUUCUGCAGUACCAUGGCGGUUGAAUAAAAAAAUGCAACCUAGUGCUUCUGAAGUGAUGUCAAGCAAACAGAUGAUAAAGACUGCACAUCCUUUGGGAAAAAUUAUUGUGCAAGGUACUCAGGACCUGUUUUCCAAGCCAGUUAUAGAGUGUACCCGGAAGGUACUGCCAAUUGAUACAGGCUCCAAAUGUCAAAAUGAUCCUUCUGUUUUGAACUCCAUUCUAUUGUCUAAUAGUUUAAAAGCCCUGGAAGAAGAGCUCAUGUUCACAUCAGUUGUUGGAAUGAUAGAAUCUAGUCACAACUUAUCUAGUUCAUUUGAAGAUACCAAGGGCUUUCCAUUAAAUGUUAAAGGUGAAUCAUCCAACAAAGCGGAUAAAAUUAGUCAUGUUGGUUCUAUUUCAAGUGGCAUGACUGAAUGUUCAAGCUCUUGUUCUAAGUUAUCUGUAAGCGGGGUACCUCCAAUUUUACACCAGAGAAGCUAUUCACUCAGAAAUCCUGGCAUUUUAGAUGAUUCUAACAAGGACCAUCCUUACCCUGUCGGUACAGUUCCUCUUCCUGUAUCAAAUGAAGAAGUGCUAAAAGGAAAUGAUGAUUUUGUUCAAGAUUCUCGUAUCUUUUCCUCAGAGUCUGAUGUGCCAAUGUGUUGCUCCGAGAUGCUUGCUGACAUUGGUCAAGAAAGCAAACUCUGUUAUUCAAAUACUCUUCAGAGUUACGAAAGAUGUAAAAGUGUUAAUUAUGAGGUCAAUGGUUCUUCUAGAUACAAACCUCUGCAUACAUUAAAGAAUGACACUUCACUACUUUCUGUGGAUUUUGCUUCAAGUAAUGAUCUCCUUUGCAUGUUGGAUUGUGACAGUAAAUCAUGUUGCUCAACUGGAACUUUGGAUGAUCUUUUAGUGCAUAAGAGCAGUACAAAUUCUUGUAAUUUGGGUACCAACAGACCUAAGCUCCCAAGUGACUCAGAUGCAUGUCCUGUCUUUGAUUCAUUGAAUGAUCAGAUUUCUUAUUCUGGGCUACUCUUCCUAAAUGACAGUGAUCAAUUACUGGAUGCAGUAGUCUCAAAGAUCAAUUCAGGUGCCAAGCAGGUUUCAGAUGACAGUGUUUCUUGUAAGACUUCAUUAACACAUAUUCAUAGUUCUCAUUAUGCUGGACUUCCCAGUCAUAGUGAAACAUUUUUGUCGAAGCACAGGAAAGAUGAUAUUAUUGGUUUUCCAGCAGUACAAGUGAAACCAGAGCCUGCAUGUUCAAGUUUUGACCAGUCUUCGUGCAGCUUUGUGAAAGACGGAGAGUACUCUCAGAAUACUGGGCUUUGUAAAUCUCAGAUCAGCCCAUGGGUUGAAAAUUAUCGAAACGUUAAAUAUGAUUAUGUGUCAGAUUCAAAUAGUAAGAAGGUUGUGCAAGUAGGUAAUCUGAACCGGAAGAGGCUUAGACCUGGAGAAAGCCCUAGACCAAGGCCGAAAGAUCGACAGAUGAUACAAGACCGUAUCAAAGAACUUCGAGAACUAGUGCCAAGUGGGGCAAAGUGUAGCAUUGAUGCUUUAUUGGAAAAGACCAUCAAGCACAUGCUUUUCUUGCAAAGCAUAUCAAAGCAUGCUGACAAGCUUAAGGUUGCUGGAGAACCCAAGAUCAGCAGUGAGGAGGGUGGUUUGCUCUUGAAAGACAACUUCGAGGGUGGUGCAACAUGGGCAUUUGAGGUAGGAACUCAACCAAUGGUAUGUCCCAUCAUAGUGGAGGAUCUGAACCCACCUCGUCAACUGCUGGUAGAGAUGCUUUGUGAGGAGCGGGGUUUCUUUCUGGAGAUUGCUGACUUCAUCAGAGGACUGGGAUUGACGAUAUUGAAAGGGGUGAUGGAAGCACGAAAAAAUAAGGUCUGGGCACGCUUUGCCGUAGAGGCAAACAGGAAUGUGACUAGGAUGGAAAUAUUCCUUUCACUUGUACAAUUGUUAGAACCCACAGCUGGAAGCAGUAUGGCACUACCAAGCGUCGGUGGUAACAUAAACAUUCCGCAUGCCAUUUUACACCAAACUUACGUCCCUGCAAGGGUUAAUUGAUCGUCUUCGGUGAGUCAUAUGCUCCAUGAUUCCACCUGGAAAGGCUAAGAGCGCGGAGAGGCUCGCUUGCCACGACCAGCGUUCUAGCAUCGAUACGGGAGACAACUAGAGUCGACAUUUUUGUCUAGGGCUAUUCCAGCUUCAUCAUCUGGAGGCAUGUGGGCUGAUAUUUUGAUACUUCUUGUGAAUGUUGAUAGCAAGCUAAAGGCUUUAGCAUAUUCUCUUUCCGUUUGUAAUAAUUAUCCGAGUAUGCACCUCUUAUUUGCCCACCUGUUUGGAAUGCCAAAGAUGUAAAUACUAGGGCAGGACUCUGAGAUUAGGGUUCUGUAUGCUUAUUGUUUUAAAUUCCUGUACUAGUUUGGAAAGCAAAAGAAGUCAAAGAAUUGAAAACUGAAUGAAGAAUGGUUGAAAUAUGACAA